UUUAUUAUUACAGAUGUGUGCAUGGAACAUUGUAAAAGAAAUCACUCAAGAGAGAGAUAGGAAGGAAGUCCUAAAUAAAGCCUAAAGCAAGAGGAAACACGCUUGUCUCAUUCCACGGGCGUUUAUCCUUCCGUAUCAAAGAGAAAGACGACUCCAUCAGCCUCGUUCAGCCUUUUAUUUUAUGGUCAUUGAACAAGUCUUGGGACAAGGUCUCUUAUCAAGGAGGGUAUUAAUAUGCUCAUCAAGGAGUAUCAUAUUCCACUGCCUCUGACACUGGAGGAGUAUAAGAUAGCUCAGCUCUACAUGAUACAGAAAAAGAGCCGUGAAGAGAGCGAAGGCACAGAGAGUGGUGUUGAAAUUAUUGAAAACAGACCUUACACUGAUGGACCAUUUGGUGAAGGGCAAUACACUUACAAAGUCUAUCACAUAGGACGUCACAUUCCAGGCUGGCUAAGAGGCAUGGUACCAAAGACUGCCUUAGAGGUUCAUGAGGAAUCCUGGAACGCUUAUCCUCGGACAAAAACAAAGUUCUCGGUCCCGUUUGUUGAGAAGUUUACGCUUGAAAUUGAUACUGUUUUUCAACAAGAUGGUGGAACACAUCCCCCCUCUCUUUCUCCCUCUCUAGAUACCAUUGAUAUAGUAAAUGAUUCAUUAGUUGGCUCAGACUACAAGGAGGAAGAGGAUCCCUCGUUGUAUGUUAGUGAUAAAACUGGUAGAGGGCCUUUGCCUGAUAACUGGAUAAGUAAUCCUCCUAAUGGAGUCAUAAUGUGCUCAUACAAACUCAUUAAAGUAGAAUUUCGUUACUGGGGUCUCCAGUCCAGGAUUGAGCGUUUCAUUCACGACUAUGGUCUAAGGCGUGUUAUGCUUCGAGCUCAUCGUCAGGCCUGGGCGUGGCAAGACGAGUGGGUGGGGCUUACGAUGGACGACAUUCGGAGACUUGAACGAGAGACUAAACUAAUACUUCAGAGGAAACUGGGGAAGGCUGAGGGAGGGGAGGCUGAAGGGGAAGAGAUUGAGGAAGAUGAAGGGCCUGGUGGUGCUGGUGGUGGUGAGGGAACUGUUGCUAAUAGACCAAUGAGUGAUGUUGCUCCUGCUCCUCCAAUGAAGAGGUAUUCAAUCCCAGUCAGCAGCACCACCUCA
Molecule: messenger RNA, 1140 nt
Organism: Amphimedon queenslandica
Lineage: Eukaryota; Metazoa; Porifera; Demospongiae; Haplosclerida; Niphatidae
Product: membrane-associated phosphatidylinositol transfer protein 1-like
Exons: 7
Biological process (GO): phospholipid transport
Cellular component (GO): cytoplasm
Molecular function (GO): phosphatidylinositol binding; phosphatidylcholine intramembrane carrier activity; phosphatidylcholine binding
Source: RefSeq, a predicted model, not a curated record